AUGGGGGACAUCAAUACUCAGGCAGAAAACAAGCUCUGUGGAACAUUAGACGUCCCUUCAGAUCAACACAUACAACAGGAAGUAUUGACUGUAAAAAUGAAUCUAUUUCACAGACUUCAUCUUGAAGGCAGACUUAACAAUAAACUGGGAGCUGCUGAUGUUCUUCAGUUAACAUCUGUACAUUCAUUACAGUCCCAUGAGUCUUGUGCUGAAGAGGAGCUGAGUCAGACUUUCAUACAAAAACUACUGAUGAUGAACUACAGAGCAAGAUACAUUAAAUAUAAAGAGACCAAUGAGGAAAGUCACAAUGAACAAGGCACCAAUGACUCAUGUAGACAAGAGGCAGAUUCUGAUGACUUUUUUUUUAAUUUAGGGUCAUUGCCUAAUAAAGGUAUUAGUAAAUCUGAACGAAUCCACCCGAUGGAUGUUCAGAUGGCUGUGUUUCAUUGUGCUGAUGGUUUCCUGAAGCAGUUGAUGGUGACUAAACUGUCCCAGUGUCAGUACGCUCUGCCUCUGCUUGUUCCUGAUCCAUUCACACAACAGAUUGAGUUUCCUCUCUGGACAUUCAGACAAAUCAACAAGAGCUGGAAGAUGAGAAACACCAACAAUGAGACCAUCAGUCAAACCCAUCCGGUCUACAAGGCACAAACUCCAAUGGUGUCUUUCUUCAGGUUUGGCUCUGUGUCCUCAUCCAAGUCUCAGCUGAUGAACAGUCUGAUCAAUGAGAAACACGACACGUUCUUCCACAGGAACUGUUCAGGCAGCAGCAGAACCAGAGUCCUGAUGGAUGGAGUGGUGGAGAUCGCCUGGUUCUGCCCCUCUGGAUCAUAUGAUGAUAAAUUCACUGACUGUGUUGCGUUCUGUAAUCUACACGGUGAUGCUGGAGAUCAUGAGAAACAGCUGCAGAUCCUCACUGAAAUGGCUUCGGUCAAUGUUGUCGUUCUACCACGACUUCAGAAGAAUGACAAAAACAUGAUAAAACUUAAACAACUGUACAAGGACUCAAAGCCACUCAUUUGUCUUUUUACUGAUGAUGAUGAUUCAGCUGUAGCUGUGAUGAAGAAAAAAUAUAGGAUUGGUCUGAAGGACAGAAAUCAGUCAGAAGUAUCUGAAGAACUCAGAAGAGCCAUAAAUGAGUGUCUCUCAGAAUCAUCUUCCACUUUCAGACUUGAAGAUGUGUCCAAACACUCAGACAUCACAGUAGAUGAUGAAGAUGAUGAUGAUUGCAAGAGAGGAAGAGAAGCAGCACAGCAGAUGAUGAGUUUACUGGAGAAGAAAGAUCUGACAGAAAUCAAAGACUCAUUUCUGCCUCAUCAGGGGAAACUGUGGCAUCAGUGGAGUCAGAAAAACAAAGAACUACAUCGACCUCGAUCAGAUGAACUAGAAAUGGACAUCAGUAGAAAACUAACUGAGAUGAAGAAAAUUCGUGAACAGCAGCAUGAAUCUGACAUCAGUGAGUUUAUGAAGUUCUUCAUUAAAGAAAUGAACACACAUACUGGAGAUAAGAUGUAUUUCGUUAAAUGGCUUGGAAUACGCUUGGAUGAAUAUACAUCAGCUGAUUUUUCUGUUCUUCAUCACAAAUAUGAUGAAUUAUGGUCAAUGGUCUUAAAACUAAAAGAGAAACAUGAACCAGAAAAACUGAGAGCUAAACAAGCAGAACUUGAGAGAAUAUCUGAGGAUCUUCAAGCUGCAUCCUUUGGUUUGGAGCACAUCAUGAGGGAGAUCGGUCAGAUCCAUGAAUCAUGUUCAUCUGUGGAGAACAAGAAAGAUCUGCCGUUUGACUUCUCUUCUCUCCCAAGUCUUGCAGCAGAGAUGAUGAUCUCUGGAUUUCCACUGGAGCUGAUGGAUGGAGAUGCUGCUCAUGUUCCUGUGAUCUGGAUCUCUGCUGUUCUAGAUGAACUCAUCCAGAAACUGGGAGACCAGAGAGUCUUUGUGCUGUCAGUUUUAGGGAUUCAGAGCUCUGGGAAAUCCACCAUGCUGAACGCCAUGUUUGGACUGGAGUUUGCCGUCAGUGCUGGCAGGUGCACCAGAGGAGCUUUCAUGCAGCUGGUCAAAGUCUCAGACGAGAUGAAAACACAGAUGAACUUUGACUAUAUUCUGGUUGUUGAUACUGAGGGUCUUCGUGCUCUAGAACUGGCUGGACGAUCAAUACAGCAUCAUGACAAUGAAUUGGCCACAUUUGUUGUUGGUCUUGCAAAUCUGACCUUGAUCAACAUCUUUGGUGAAAACCCAUCUGAGAUGCAGGACAUUCUUCAGAUUGUUGUUCAGGCCUUCCUGAGGAUGAAGAUGGUCAGACUGAAUCCCAGCUGUGUGUUUGUGCAUCAGAACGUCUCAGACGUCGCAGCUGGAGAGAAAAACAUGGAGGGAAGGAGACGACUGCUGCAGACACUAGAUGAUAUGACAAAACUCACUGCUAAAGAGGAAGGCUAUGAUGCAGAAUGUUUUAGCGAUGUCAUUAGAUUUGAUAUUCAGAAUGAUGUGAAGUAUUUUGCUCAGCUCUGGGAGGGAAACCCACCGAUGGCACCACCAAACCCAAACUACUGUGAGAAUAUUCAAGAACUAAAGAAAACUAUACUUUCACAUGCUUCAAGAUCAGAUGGAAAGAUGUUUAGACAACUAAAACAUCAUAUUAAAGAUAUCUGGAAGGCUUUACUGAAGGAAAGAUUUGUCUUCAGCUUUCAAAAUUCCCUUGAGAUUUCUGCCUACAGGAAACUGGAGACUGAAUACAGCAAGUGGUCCUGGAGUCUUCGCAGUGCCAUGAUGGAAACUGAGAACAAACUACACAACAAAAUAGAAAAUGAAGCAAUUCAUGAGGUUGAGGAAACCGAUCUUCAAAAAGAACUGAAGAAGACAAGUGAAGAAGUGGAGAAAUCAAUGUCUGAAUUCUUUGAGAAAGACAAAGAUAAAGAUAUACUGAUUCAGUGGAAAACAUCAUUUGAAAUCAAAAUCAAAGAGCUUCAGGAAAACAUUGUGAGAGAAACAAAGAAGAAAUUAAAUGAGAUUCUUCAGCAGCGAGACCUGAAGAAAAAGAUUGAUGCUCAGAGGAAACAUCAUGAGAACGCUCUCUAUGAAAAGAGCAAAGAACUUCCCUUAAAACUCAAAGACAAAACACAAGAUGAAGAACAUUUGAAGAAAAAAUGUGAUGCUGAGAGGACACAUCAUGAACAUACCCUUUAUAAAAAGAGUAAAGAAAUUGCCUUAAAACUCAAAGAAAAAGCAAAUGAUGAAGAAACAAUGAAGAAAGAAUUUGACUUGUUUUGGGAUCAGAGUGUGAGGAAGAUCAUCACAGACACUCUUCCAAUCAAAGACAUUGACCUAAUGAGAGAUGCAAGAGACAUCCUCAGUGAUGUCAAUGAGGGGCACCUCUCUGUGGACCACAAUAAAGAGGACAGUGAGUACAUCAAUAUUUUCACUGUGUCCAGUUAUAAUGAAUAUAUUACUUUAAAAAAAUACACAAAACGUUGGCCUGUAAAGGCUUUAAAGGGUGCUUACAGAAAAGUUAAAGAAGCAUUUGGAUACACUCGAACUCUCUCUCCAGAGAAGGAAGCUCAAAUAAGAUCAUUAAUCACAGAUGUUGACCAGCAGACAGACAAGAUGAUUGAGUCAUUUAACAUUUCAACAAUGGGCUACAAAAUCAGCUACAUUAAACAACUCACAGAUUACAUCAAGGAGAGAGUAACACAACAUCAGGAAGAAUCAGAGAAAUAUGAGUUCAAGAAGGAAUUCUUCAUGGAUUUGGUUCUUUCCAUCUGUGAGAGAGCAAACAAAACGAUCACUGACCAACACAGAAAGUACAAGGAAGCAAUAUAUGUUCAGAAGCGAGAAGAACAGUACGGUAUUUUCCAGAAAUACUGUCAUGGAGCAACAUCAACAGCCAUUUUUGGAGAGAUCGUCUGUCAGAAGCUGAAAGAGCCCAUUGAGCAGAGUGUCUACAAGAAGACUGCCAGAGAUCUGACAGAUGAAAUGAGAUCAAACUGUGAAUCACUGAAUGGAAACAGAUCAAAUCUGGAAAAACACAUCCUGAAGACACUGGCAGAAGAGGAGGAUUUUGUCAAAUACAUCAAUUACAUUGAUAAUCCCAAGGAUCACUUUAAGAGUUUCAUCAGAGAUGAAGUCAGUCGGUACAUCACUGAUAAGUUCAAUGUCAGUGUUUUACCCAAGAUGAAGGAGAACAUUGAACUCCUGCAGCAGAAGAUCAUGAACGCAGCACAUGAAUCUACUGAACGUGUUCAGGUGAACAGAGGAGAUGUUGGAUUAUGGUUGAAGAGUUUCACACAGCAGCUCUCUGAUGUGCUGAUCUUCUCUGAAAAAGACCUCAGUGGAGUCAAACAUGAUGAUGUUGAGGAUUUCAACCUCCUCGAAGAUGUGAUAAGACAAGAGCUUCCUGUAAUAAUGUCUGCCAUCAGCAGUAACUUCAGCAAAAAUACAUUUCCUGCAAAUCUGGACUAUAAGAUCAGGCCAGAUGAGCUUCUGAUUGGUCACUUCUGUCAGUGCUGUUGGGUUCAGUGUCCGUUCUGUGGAGCCGUCUGCACCAACACCAUAGAGAACCAUCAUGGAGAUCACAGUGCUCCUUUCCACCGUAAUAUUGGACUAAAUAGCAUAUAUUACAGAAAUACAUCUAACUUAUCUACUCAUAUCUGCACAUCAGCAGUAGCAAGCAGCACUCUAUAUUUUCAUCCCAUUGAUUCAGAUGAUACAGUCCUGUAUAGAGAAUACAGAAGAGCAGGAGGAGUUUAUGCAGACUGGAGCAUCACAUCUGAUCUCUCUGAACUGCCCUACUGGAAGUGGUUUGUCUGCAGAUUCCAGAAAGAUCUUGAAAAGCAAUACAAUAAAACAUUUGAGGGGAGCGGUGAUAUUCCGGAUGAAUGGAGAAAAUACUCAAAACAUGAUGCUAUUGAGAGUUUGAAUUAACACCUCAAAAGGAGAUAAAUAUUAGACUCUUGCAUCUCUCAGAUCACAGUCAGAAAUAAGUUUCUAUUACAUUCACCAGUGAGUCUGAAGUCACCUAUACCCCAGAAGAGCAGAACUUCAUGAAAUACACUAGAAUAGGAUUAAAGACAGGAUUCAAUUCCUCAUAC
This is a messenger RNA of Pimephales promelas (fathead minnow), 5078 nucleotides long. RefSeq names its product interferon-induced very large GTPase 1-like. NCBI's taxonomy places the organism in Eukaryota, Metazoa, Chordata, Actinopteri, Cypriniformes, Leuciscidae. Gene Ontology annotation, molecular function: GTP binding. The record is from RefSeq and is a predicted model, not a curated record.